Messenger RNA from Passer domesticus (house sparrow), 2664 nucleotides. RefSeq names its product POU class 3 homeobox 1 (gene POU3F1). Gene Ontology annotation, biological process: brain development; regulation of transcription by RNA polymerase II. The record is from RefSeq and is a predicted model, not a curated record. Gene Ontology annotation, cellular component: nucleus. Gene Ontology annotation, molecular function: RNA polymerase II cis-regulatory region sequence-specific DNA binding; DNA-binding transcription factor activity, RNA polymerase II-specific. Bases 62 to 1177 code for a protein of 371 amino acids. The transcript has a single exon. NCBI's taxonomy places the organism in Eukaryota, Metazoa, Chordata, Aves, Passeriformes, Passeridae.
GCGGCCCCGCGCCCCGGCGCGCGGCUCUAAAGCGCGGCGCGGGCGGCGCGGCGCACACGCCAUGGCCGCCGCCGCGCAGUACCUGCCGCGCUCCGCCGCGCUCAUGCACCCCGACGGCGACCGCCUGCACCAGGGCACCACGUACCGCGAGGUGCAGAAGAUGAUGCACCACGAGUACCUGCAGGGGCUGGCCCCCGCCGCCGGGCACGCCGUCGGGCUGGCGCACCACCAGUGGCUGCCCAGCGCCGGCACGGACUGGGGCAGCGGCGGGGGCGGCGGCGGCGCGCACCUUCCGCCCGCCGAGCACGCCAAGGGCGGCCCGCCGGGACCCCGCGAGGAGCUGUCGGCCGCCGCCUUCCACCACCGGCCGCACCUGGUGCACCAGCCGGCGGCGGGCGGCGCGGCGGGCGGCUGGGCGCAGGGCGGCGCGCACCACCUGCCGCCCAUGUCCCCGCCGUCGGGGCAGCCGCUGCUCUACGCGCAGCCCUACGCGGGCAUCAACGGGAUGCUGGGCCCGCCGGCGCCGGCGCUGCACCACGGGCUGCGCGACCCGCUGGGCGCCGAGGAGGCGGGCGGGCACGAGCUGGCGGCGUCGCCGCCGCCGCUGGGGCCGCCCGAGCCGUCGGACGAGGACGCGCCCAGCUCCGACGACCUGGAGCAGUUCGCCAAGCAGUUCAAGCAGCGGCGGAUCAAGCUGGGCUUCACGCAGGCCGACGUGGGGCUGGCGCUGGGCACCCUGUACGGGAACGUCUUCUCGCAGACCACCAUCUGCCGGUUCGAGGCGCUGCAGCUGAGCUUCAAGAACAUGUGCAAGCUGAAGCCGCUGCUCAACAAGUGGCUGGAGGAGACGGACUCCAGCACGGGCAGCCCCACCAACCUGGACAAGAUCGCGGCGCAGGGCCGGAAGCGCAAGAAGCGCACGUCCAUCGAGGUGGGCGUCAAGGGCGCCCUGGAGAACCACUUCCUCAAGUGCCCCAAGCCCUCGGCGCACGAGAUCACCUCCCUGGCGGACUCCCUGCAGCUGGAGAAGGAGGUGGUGCGGGUCUGGUUCUGCAACCGGCGGCAGAAGGAGAAGCGGAUGACGCCGGCCGGGGUCCCGCAUCCCCCCAUGGAGGACGUUUACGCACAGGCGGACACUUCGCCGCUGCACCACGCGCUGCCCGGCGCCGUGCAGUGACUGCCCGGAGCCCGCGGAGCCCGGCGGGCAGCGGGGGACGCGUUUUUAAUUUAUUCUCAGACUGGCCCGGCCGCCCGCUCCGCGCCCCGCGCUCUAUUUAUUCGCCCGCCGGAGCCGCAGCGGCCGCCGCAGCAGUAGCCAAAGGUUUGCGAUCUCUAAUUUAUUCCCUUCCUCGCUCUGCCCGGCCCGGGGGGACGCUUCGAAACCAUUUCCCGGCCCGUCUCUAUUUAUUUCUAACCGUGCGCGGAGCUCGCACCCUCCCGUCGGUGGGUUCAGUCCGGUCCGUCCCCUGGGGUUUCGGUUUGUUUUUUUUUGUUUGUAUCUCUUAUUGCAAAAACCAAUGUAGACUGCGAGGGUACGUUUCUAUUUAUGUUAUAGUAAAUAUUUUAUUACUUACAUAAACCAUUUACCCAGGAACCGGUCUCGUGUCGUCUUUGCAGGCGCGGCGCUGCGGCCGGGGCAGCGCGGCCGUCGGGGCCGGUCCCGGUCCCGGUGGCCGCCGGGGAUCGCCGGUCCCGGUGUCGCCGGUGCCCGGCGGGGUUUGCGAGCCGCUGCCCUGCCGUGCUGCCCGCACCUUCCCGCGGGGUUUCGCUGGUGCGGGACCCAGCCCGCACGGAACUUCGCUCCCGCCUGCCGCAGGGGCGAUCCGCUGCGCUGCCCAGUGGAUUCCUUCUGCUCAAACCACGCUCCCGCUUCUUGUGGUGCCGCCAGCUUUCCGUGUCGUGGUUUCGUUAUUUCAAAUAUUCCCGAGUAUUUGGUGGUUAUGCCGGGAAAAACGCAGAAAAUGUAUUUUUCAGCCUGUCGGUUCUUGGAAGAAUGAUCCUGCAUCUCUGCUUUAAACCUUGUCUUGCAGCACCGAGAAAAGUCGCGUGUGAGGAUUGCUUGCCUUUGCAGGUCCGUGGAUCCCUGCGGUGUUUUGUGUGUUGGGAGAACUUUUGAAAUAUGUUCCCAUACAGAGCUCUUGCACUGAUUAAAUACUUGAUCGAAAUCUGGUAGCAAAGGACCAAAUUCUUUCUUCUUAGUUGGCUGAGAAUUUACUGAUGUUCUCAGACAUCUGGCACUGGAUGGUUUCCCCACUUUCUUCAGUACAAAUUAUGUGCUGUGAAAACAGAAGCUUUAAAGGGUUUUUUUUAGUGGAAGCACUGCAUUGUGCAUUGCAGUUUAUGUAUGAUUCUUUUUAAUAUACAUAAAAAUUUCUAACAUACCAAAUGUAACUUACUCUUGAAAAUUUAUGCUUGAAAAUUCUUGUCUUCGUUGCAGUUUGAUUUUGUUGCAUUUUGUGCCUUUGGUGAGGGUGUAUAUUAUUUGUCUGAGCAAUGUCACAUUUGCCAUUGAUAAUGUUAUAAUUUAGUGCAUUUUCAAUGUUUCUUAUAAUGUAGCUAUUCUACAUCAGCUAAUACAAGACUAUCAAGUUCUCAUUCAAAAUUCUAGUAAACUGAUUUUUGAGAUUUUAAAAUAAAGUCACUUUGAGCAGUUAUUUCAUCAAA